Anguilla anguilla (European eel) is the source of this 1992-nucleotide messenger RNA. RefSeq names its product pyridine nucleotide-disulphide oxidoreductase domain 1 (gene pyroxd1). The coding region runs from base 252 to 1778 and encodes 508 amino acids. The record is from RefSeq and is a predicted model, not a curated record. Lineage: Eukaryota; Metazoa; Chordata; Actinopteri; Anguilliformes; Anguillidae. The transcript is spliced from 12 exons. Gene Ontology annotation, molecular function: flavin adenine dinucleotide binding; oxidoreductase activity.
GUGUUUGCAGGAAGUUCCUUACAAUACUUUAAUAAAUUAUAUCAGCCGACUGGCGCACAUUGAAAUUCAAGCUGCCAGUUGUGUGAUGUAACAGUCCGUAAUGGUGACAAUAUCUGCAGUUUCUUGGUCGGAAAAAGUCAACAGCAGAUCAGCGUUCCAUUUCUUUAGCUCUUAUUUCCUGCGCAUCACUUUUACAGUGUCUGUGCAUAGAGCAGAGAGGUAGCGACCUAAAUUGUCUGGAGCUGUAAGUGAUGGCAGAUAAAACAGCAAAGAGGGGCAAGUUAGUGGUGGUUGGCGGUGGAAUUGCAGGUGUUUCGUGUACUGAACAGCUUGCUUCACAGUUCCCAUCCGAAGAAAUUGUGCUUCUGACUGCUGCCCCUUUGAUAAAAGCCGUGACGAACUUCAAACAGGUUUCCAAGACACUGGAGGACUUCGAUGUGGAAGAACAGCCUUGCAGCAUUAUAGAGAAGAAGUAUCCAAAUGUGAAAGUGAUCCAGUCAGUAGUGAAACAGCUUCAAGCAAAAGAGCAUAAGCUGCAGACAGAGAAUGGGAAGGAGCUCCAUUAUGAGAAGCUGUGUAUCUGUAGUGGUGGCAGACCCAAGCUCUUUAUACGUGACAGCCCCCAUGUGCUGGGGAUCCGAGACACGGACAGUGCGCAGGAGCUUCAGAAGCGCUUAUCAAAGGCAAAGAGGAUAGUUGUUAUUGGGAAUGGAGGAAUUGCCUUGGAGCUGGUGUACGAGGUGGAGGGUUGUGAGGUCAUUUGGGCGGUGAAGGACAAGGCCAUCGGAAAUACCUUUUUCGACGCAGGUGCUGCACAGUUCCUUAUCCCCUGCAUGGACACCGACAAGCCAGAAAGAGCCACACCCUACAAGAGGACCCGCUACACCACUGACCGGGCUGCACCUACAUGCGCCCCCUCUGCAGAGCAUGGUAAACCGAACCAGAACCCAGAUUCGGCAGAGAAACUAGGCAGUGCUCUGGGCCCAGACUGGCAUGAAGGCAUGAAACUGAGAGGAGCACAAGAGGUAUCCCGCAGAGUCCACGUGGAGUAUCAGUGCGAGGUCCUGAAGGUCUAUACAGCUGAGGAAUUCCUGAACUCUCAGCAUGAAUCCCAGGAGUCCUCACAGUGCGGCCUGGAUCCAUCGUCAGAAACAGGGCUCUGGCCAGUGUAUAUAAAGCUAACCAACGGCAAAACCUAUGGCUGCGACUUCAUCGUCAGCGCUACAGGGGUCACGCCAAAUACUGAACCGUUUCUCCUAGGAAAUGACUUUGCAGUGGCGGAGGACUCUGGCCUCAAAGUGGACGACCACAUGCGGACAUCGGAACCAGAUGUGUAUGCAGCUGGGGAUGUGUGCACUACAGGCUGGGAUCCCAGUCCCCUGUGGCAACAGAUGCGACUGUGGACCCAGGCCCGGCAGAUGGGCUGGUUUGCAGCGCGAUGCAUGGCAGCGGACCUCCUGGAUGAGCCAGUAGAGUUGGACUUCUGCUUCGAGCUCUUCUCUCACAUCACCAAAUUCUUUAACUACAAGGUGGUUCUAUUGGGAAAGUUCAAUGCGCAAGGCCUGGGGCAGGAUCAUGAGCUUCUGGUACGCUGCACCAAGGGGAAAGAGUAUGUGAAGGUGGUGCUGAGGCAGGGGCGGAUGGUGGGUGCCGUGCUGAUUGGAGAGACAGACCUGGAGGAGACCUUUGAAAAUCUCAUGCUCAAUCAGAUGGACUUGUCUGCCUAUGGAGAUGAGCUGCUCAAUCCCAACAUUGACAUUGAGGACUACUUCGACUGACCUAGGUUCUGUCACCCACCUGUCUUUCCAGAUCGUUUCAGCUUCAAGCUUUUCAUUCAUGAAAGGAUGGUGGCAAAGUUAAGUCGAUUGGUGCACUUUGAGGAUAUUGCCUAUUUGGGCAAGUCUAUGGAAAUAUUUUUUGUUUUCAUUUUAUGCCUUCCUAAAGCCGUAUCAACAGUUAAACCUGGCUGUAAAUAAAGGAUAAUCCAAUGUG